Molecule: messenger RNA, 1821 nt
Organism: Argentina anserina (silverweed cinquefoil)
Lineage: Eukaryota; Viridiplantae; Streptophyta; Magnoliopsida; Rosales; Rosaceae
Product: dof zinc finger protein DOF3.1-like
Exons: 1
Coding region: 811-1449 (212 amino acids)
Biological process (GO): regulation of DNA-templated transcription
Molecular function (GO): DNA binding; DNA-binding transcription factor activity
Source: RefSeq, a predicted model, not a curated record
CAAAAAUCUUUGUGAGAGAACUAGAUGAAUAUUUUAUCUGAAGAAAGAAUUAGCUUUGUAAUUAAGUAGUUUAAUUUGUGAUCAGUCUGCAAGAAGAAAAUAUAGAAGGGGAUGGCCUCUGUGUGCUAGAGCAUCGUCUCUCUCUUAUUUCAGCUCAAAUCGUCACUCUCACGCGGACAUACAGAUUAGAUAUUAUUCAUCUCCCAUAAAAUCAAAGAAAAUCACCUCAUAUAUUCUUUCUUCUUCUACAUCUUCCACUCUUUGAUUCCACUCAUCAAUACCACAGCCCAUGUGAACAGCAACUCCCAGUUCCUGAGUUUUAGAACCCAGAAAAAUCCAAUCUGUGUGCUCUGUUUUCUAGGUUCUGUGAUCUCUUUGCUGCUUAAAGAUUGAAACUUUGCAGUUUUGCUUUGUGUUUGGGACAUGGUUCAAUGAGAGAGUUCAUAUCUGGGUCUGAAUAAAUAUCCCUCCUUUCUUUUGUCAUCUUUCAGUUCUCCUCCUUCCCCUUGCGCCUCUCAUAGACCCAAAAGCUCAAAGCCAGUCACAAAAACACACCAAUCUCGGAUCCUUACAAAACUACUCGUUUUCCGGUUCAAUAAUCCAAUUUCCACUUUCUCCAACUAAAUGAUCCAGAAUCUUCCCUUCUAGAGUUGCCCUCUUUUGGUUUCUCUUAGUUAUAUUCACACUUGAUCAAACAAGCUAAUUAAACUCAAGAAAGUGAGGUUCUUUAGCUCUAGUUAUUAAGGUUCCUGCAAACCAAACCAAACCCCCACUUCACCAAAUCAAACACAAGCUCUGUUGUGUUCAGAAAUGCAAGACCCAACAACGUUCCAACCCAUCAAACCCCAUUUCCCAGAGCAAGAGCAGCUCAAAUGUCCACGCUGCGAUUCCUCAAACACAAAGUUCUGCUACUACAACAACUACAAUCUCUCGCAGCCUCGACACUUCUGCAAGAACUGCAAGAGGUACUGGACCAAAGGUGGUUCCCUCAGAAACAUUCCCAUAGGUGGUGGAAGCAGAAAGCACACCAAGCGAUCUUCGGGUUCGAAACGAUCUUCAUCAUCAACCACCAACUCAUCUUCUUCAACAGUCUCGAGCUCUUUAGCAGCAGCAGCAAAAGCUCAGAGCCAAAUGGGUCAGAAAGUCGAUCAGCAAAGUCCGAUGAUGGAUAUGUCAGGGAGCUUCAGCUCACUGUUGAGUACUAAUGAUCAAUUUGGGUCACUUAUGGAGGGUCUGAAUCCAAAUGGGUCGGGUUUUAAAAUGCAAAUGGGUGAUUUUGGAGAGAAUGUGGUGGAUUCAUCAGGACAUGGGUUGAAUUUGGAUCCAGGUUUGGAGGUUCAGAGCAAUGGGAAUCCAGAGAGCUACAUGAGUUUGCAAAAUGGUGAUUGUUUUGGGAGCAGUGGGUGGCCUGACCUUGCCAUUUACACACCAGGUUCAAGUUUUCAGUAGAUAAUUAGAUGAAUGCUUUCCACAUAUAUAUUUAGUCUAUGAUGAUAUAAUGUUUUCACACUUGGAAACUUUGAUUGUGAAGAGAAAAUGGAGCAUGAAUGACUCUUUAGGCUUAAUGCUAAGCAGCUCUUAAGCUUUUAAUUUAGCAUUUUUCUGAGGUUAUAGAGAGGUUGAGAAACACCAAAGUCCACUCUUUGAUUCCUACCAUGCCAAUAGAGUGUUCCAUAUGUAAUGGUUUUUUUUUUGUUAUCUUUUGUGUGGGUUUUUGGUUGUAUCUAAUAUAACUUGUUCUCUUUCACCUUUUGAGGUCCCCCUCUUAUUAAAGGAAAUGACUGUUCUUCAAGCUUUGAACUAUCACUUUCUCCAUUAUAU